Messenger RNA from Panicum virgatum (switchgrass), 1670 nucleotides. RefSeq lists its product as uncharacterized. The record is from RefSeq and is a predicted model, not a curated record. The transcript has 2 exons. The coding region runs from base 49 to 1464 and encodes 471 amino acids. Gene Ontology annotation, cellular component: extracellular region. Lineage: Eukaryota; Viridiplantae; Streptophyta; Magnoliopsida; Poales; Poaceae.
CGAAACACGCACACAACACGAGAGACAACCCACAGAGAUAGAGAGAGAAUGUCAUCUCCUUUAGUGACCGGCGGGUGCUUUGCUCUUAAGUCUAAGAUUAAUGGCAAAUACUUGCGCUACUCGCCUGAGAAAGAGAAAAUCCUUGAGGUGAGUGGGGAAGAUGUCCUCAGUCCCUACACUAGGUUUCGUGCAGAGCUGUCCAGGGAGCACGACGGCCACGUUCACAUCAGAUGCUGCUACAACAACAAGUACUGGGUCGCCCGUGAGGUUAACCAGCAGUGGUGCCUCAUGGGUGAUGCAAAUGAGCCCCAAGAGGACCUAUCAGAUCCUUCUUGCACGGUGCUCCGGCAUGAACCCAGCAGUGUUCACGUCGAUGAUGUCAACUUGGAGCACGCCAGGCUCAAAAGAAGUGUUUACAUGCGCGCCGAUGCUCAUCCAACCGAAAAGACCCUCAGAGCUGGCUCCUUGCUGCUAGGAAACAAAGAUAAACCAGAUGAAGAAGAUGCCUACACGUUUAGUGUCAUCAAUCUAGAAGGACAAAUGCUACUGCCCAAAUACGUUUGUUUCAAGGGUGACAAUGGCAUGUACCUCAGGGCGAGGAAGGUUGAAUGGAACCUCAACUACUUGGAGUUUUCGUCGGAUGACAUUGCUGAUCCAACGGUGAGAAACAUCAUUCACACAAACAGCGAUGGCACCAUCCGCAUAUACUCGAGUCACUAUGGUAAGUUCUGGAGGCGCAGCCCCAACUGGAUCUGGGGAGACUCCGAUGACACCACCAGUAGGAAUCCUGACACGGUGUUCCGAGCGCUCUUGCUUGGGGGCGGCAAAUGCGCACUUCAGAACCUCGGCAACAACAACUACUGCAAGAGGUUGACCACCGAAGGCAAGACGAGUUGCCUCAACGCUGCGGUUCCUACCAUCACAAGGGAGGCACAGCUAGAGCUGCAUGAAACUGUCCUAUCUCGAAAGAUCUAUGGCGUUGAGUACCGCCUCAAAGAUGUCAAUAUUCACGACCUCAAGCCCCGCACUUUUUACACUAAAACAAUUGCUAACAGCACAAGUAGGCCCCACAAGAGUAAGCUAACCAUAUCUUACAGUGUAACGACGGAGAGGAGAUGGGAUUCAAAUGUCUCCUGGAAGCUUGGUGUGACAACCACCAUCAAAGCUGGGGUUCCAGCAAUUGCAGAGACAUCAGUUGAGAUCUCAAGUGAGUUUAGUGGAUCAUACACCUGGGGAGAAACUCAAUCUCACACUGAACAGCAAUCAAAUGAAGAAGAAAUUGAGGUCCCUGCACACAGCAAGAGGACAGUUCGAGUGGUGGCAACAGAGGGAACAUGUGAAAUUCCCUUCUCAUACAUCCAGGAGGAUAUGUUAACAACCGGAGAGAUAGUUGUUACGAAGAUGCAUGAUGGGAUCUACCGUGGAGUCAACAGCUAUGGUUUCGAGACGCAGAUCAACGAAUAGAAGAUCUGAGAAGACAACUCAAUAAUGCAAUCUGAGAAGCCCUUUGCAUGUUGCCAGUAUGAUGGGAUCUACCGUGUGCUUUUAUUUGAUGUGUUUUAUGUUGCGUGUGCGCUAUUAUGUGUUGUACUUUGUAAUAAUACUUUCCUUAACUUGUUAAGGGGAGACGGUUUGUUGGAUUAUUAAGAAUGAUUUCACUACUUUUCACA